Molecule: messenger RNA, 1696 nt
Organism: Suricata suricatta (meerkat)
Lineage: Eukaryota; Metazoa; Chordata; Mammalia; Carnivora; Herpestidae
Gene: SLC9B1
Product: solute carrier family 9 member B1
Exons: 13
Coding region: 104-1678 (524 amino acids)
Biological process (GO): proton transmembrane transport
Cellular component (GO): membrane
Molecular function (GO): antiporter activity
Source: RefSeq, a predicted model, not a curated record
GGUCCUGGCGGCUCUCCCCCCAGAGCGGCGCGUGGCGUACGCGGCGGUUGUUGGGCGCCAGGGCCGCUCCCGGGGUAGCGAGGGAUGCUGAAGGAAUUGUAGCAUGUACACCACAGAAUCACAAAAUGAACAUCAUUUGGAGGAUAAAAACACCCCAUCAUCUACAAAUCCUCAGAUUCUCAAAGAUAGCAGUAUUAUUGAGCUUGAAGAAACUAAGGAAAUUGUCUUGUCACAAACAGAGGAAACAAAAUCACAGAUGGAAAAGAUGAGUUAUUGUCCUCCACAAGGAAAAUGGAAUAAAGCUAUUACAAACGAAACUUAUGGAUUCUCGGGAGUUGCACUUUUUAUGAUAUGGUGUGUAGCCUGGUCAUUCUCAGGCAGUGAAGUCCUCCCUGGUGGAAAUUUAUUUGGACUAUUAAUUAUUUUUUAUAGUGCCACGAUUGGAGGGAAAGUUUUGGAACUUAUUAGAAUACCUUCAGUGCCUCAACUUCCACCUCUUCUUGGGAUGUUACUGGCAGGUUUUACCAUCAGGAAUGUUCCAUUCCUCAGUGAUUACAUCCAUAUUAAUAACACGUGGUCUUCAACUUUAAGAAACACUGCCCUUACCAUUAUCCUAAUACGAGCUGGGCUUGGACUCGAUCCACGGGCUUUGAAGCAUUUGAAGAGAGUUUGUUUAAGAUUGGCUAUAGGUCCAUGCCUCAUAGAGGCAUGUUCAACUGCUGUUAUUUCCCACUUCUUUAUGAAUUUUCCCUGGCAAUGGGGAUUUCUUUUGGGUCUUUCUAUUAGUUUUGUAGUAGGCGCUGUCUCUCCUGCUGUUGUUGUCCCUUCCAUGCUACUUUUGCAAGAAAAUGGAUAUGGUAUUAAGAAAGGCAUUCCAACCUUACUAAUAGCUGCUAGCAGUUUGGAUGACAUCAUAGCAAUCACUGGAUUCAGUACGUGCUUGAGCAUAGCCUUCACCUCAGGUGGUAUACUUAAAAAUGUCCUAGCCUCUUUUCGGGACAUACUUAUUGGUGUGCUGGCAGGAGCUAUUUUGGGAAUUUUUGUUCGAUAUUUUCCAAGUGAAGAUCAGACAAAACUUACACUGAAGAGAGCAUUCUUUAUUUUGAGUAUGUGUAUUUCCGCUGUCUUGGGCAGUCAUCAGAUUGGUUUACACGCAGUUGGAGGAUUAUGCACACUGGCGCUGUCUUUUGUUGCAGGGGUAAAUUGGUCCACAGGAAAGAUUGAAGUCCAAAGACUUAUUAAAACCAUAUGGUAUAUUUUUCAACCCCUUCUUUUUGGUUUGGUUGGAUCAGAGGUAUCUGUUGCAUCUCUUAAGUCAAAUGCUAUUGGCAUUUGUGUUGUUACCAUAAGUUUGUCAUUAUUGGUUCGAAUUUUUUCUACUUUUUUACUGAUGUGUUUUGCUGGUUUUAGUUUUAAGGAGAAAAUAUUUAUUGCUUUAUCGUGGAUACCCAAAGCUACAGUCCAGGCUGUAUUAGGUCCCCUGGCUCUAGAAACAGCAAGAAACAGCGCACCCCACUUGGAACCAUAUGCGAGGGAUGUGAUGACAGUAGCAUUUUUAGCCAUCUUGAUCACAGCCCCAAAUGGAGCUCUAAUUAUUGGCAUACUCGGUCCCAAAGUACUUGAACGCCAUGAUCCAAGCAAAAUCAAUGUGAAAUUGACAAAAUUAGAACUUCAUUAAAAAGUUUAUUUGCCAUCA